This is a messenger RNA of Rattus norvegicus (Norway rat), 1372 nucleotides long. Lineage: Eukaryota; Metazoa; Chordata; Mammalia; Rodentia; Muridae. The record is from RefSeq and is a predicted model, not a curated record.
CCCUCCCCAAUUCUCAAAACUGGGGGAGAAAGAGAAGCUUUCUCUCCAUGCUCCUUUUUAGGGAAUUGCCUGGCACAGACGCCAGGGGGACAGGCCAUCGGUGAGGAGGCUAGGUCCUAAGCUGCUCUAAGCCCAUUCCUGCACGGAGGAGGUGAGGCCUCUCGAUUUGCUCCCCUCCUGUCCAUGACACAGCUCAGCCAAGAAGCUCUGGACCCUUGUCAGACAGCUCUUUGAAAAGUUGCACCCAGGGCUCUUUGACCAGCCCAAGCUCCCUCAGAGCCAAAGGAAUAGUCAGCGCAGGGCCAGAACAAGCAUCUCCUCUGGGCCUGUCCUGAAGUCAUGACUCCCACCCAUAUCUUGUAGCUGGGGACAGAGCCAGCCAUGGCAGAGGAGGUAUGGGUGGGCACCUGGAGGCCCCAUCGUCCCCGGGGGCCCAUCAUGGCCCUCUACACCAGUCCUGGACCCAAGUACCUGAUUCCACCUACCACGGGCUUUGUGAAGCACACACCCACCAAGCUUCGAGCACCGGCCUACAGCUUCCGUGGGGCCCCCAUGCUCUUGGCGGAGAAUUGCUCCCCAGGGCCUCGCUACAGUGUGAACCCCAAGAUCCUGAGGACUGGCAAGGACCUUGGCCCUGCCUACUCCAUCCUGGGGCGCUACCAUACAAAGACCUUGCUGACCCCCGGCCCGGGUGAUUACUUUCCAGAGAAAUCUACCAAGCAUGUGUUCGACUCAGCACCCAGCCAUUCCAUUUCUGCCCGGACUAAGACCUUCCGAGUGGACAGCACUCCAGGCCCUGCCGCAUACAUGCUGCCUGUGGUGAUGGGGCCCCACACGGUGGGCAAGGUCUCCCAGCCCUCCUUCUCCAUCAAGGGCCGCAGCAAGCUGGGCAGCUUCAGCGAUGACCUGCACAAGACUCCAGGUCCUGCAGCAUACCGUCAGACUGAGGUUCAAGUGACCAAGUUCAAGGCUCCACAGUACACCAUGGCUGCCCGUGUGGAGCCCCCAGGGGAUAAGACCAUGAAGCCAGGACCAGGAGCCCACAGCCCUGAAAAGGUGACCCUAAACAAGCCCUGUGCCCCGACAGUCACCUUUGGCAUCAAGCAUUCUGACUACAUGACACCCCUGGUGGUUGAUGUGGAAUAGCUCCUGCUCUCCAUCCCAUCAGUCUGUGACUAGAUCCUCCCACAGAAAUGUGCUGGGCUGGCAAUGAUUGGGCACUUCACCAAUGGGGGCUGCUGCCAGCCUGGGCCUGCAUCACAGAGCACGCUAGUUUGGACGGUUUUGACAAGUUAUUUUUUUCUAUGCUAUCUCUUGUUUGUUAAUCUUGUUUCUUGCCAUGUCCAAAUUAUUAAAUAAACCACAGAUUGCA